AUGACGCAUUCCGUCUUACCACCUUCACUCAAACGACCUCGCUCCACCUCACAGCCGCCCUCCCCUACAUCGUCCUCUUCACCCAAAAGAGCAGCUUCGGAAGACCCCUCGGACAUAUUCCCUUCACUCGGUGGGACAAAUAGUAUGGUCGGUACAAGUAGUCCCCUAAGAGUCGACAACGAUGGUGAUGGUGAUGCCGACGAGACGGGAAGUAAGAACUGGGUUCAGAGAACUGGCGAAGUAAAAAUUGGUUCGUCAGAUGAUGGGAAUGGGGAGGAAGAAGGGGAUAAGACUGUCACUCAGGAUGGAGCUCAGACUGGUAAUGUGUGGAAGAAGAGAUAUGAUGAGACCUUAGAACAACUGAGCCCCCCAUUAGUCCCCUAUGAAAGAUACUACAUCUUACCUAAGACCAUUCUUAAUAAACUCACCGAGCUGGCUUACGACGACGAUGUGUAUCAGACUGACACUUCAACCCUACCCGUGGACAUGAAAGCUGCAAUGACCAGAUUGAUUCCUGAUCAAUCAGACGAAACUUUCUGGGUCAUUCAGUCAAAGGGCAGUCAUACAGAUGGUCAUCAGCUAGUUGGAGAAGCGAAGGAGGAACAAGUCUGGGCUUUAGGAGAUGCAGAGGAAAACAGGGAUUUCGUUUUUAUCCCUAGUGAAGGCUGGCAGAAGAUCGUAGAAUGGUUUGGACCAUAUGAAGGACCCAUUCUACCUCGAUAUUGCGUACCACCCGAAAACAUAGAAAUUCAACCUGCUAUAAUUCGACUGUUCGUUGUUCUCGCUCCCUCAUCCAUCUAUACGAAACCAGAAAACGAUGAAUCCGCUCAGGUCGUACUCAUGUGUCCAAGCACAACCUCUAUGCCAACAUUCAAAGAAUUCGUUAGAUCCGUUGCAGUACAAAAACUCGGCUCAUCCGCUGUAGACACCGCUACACCAAUACGUCUAUGGAAGAUCGAGAAAACACCUUCAAACGACGAGAAACUGCUAUCUUCGGGUCCAUUGGUUAUUUCACCUUCAGCUCUGAUAGAAACUACCAGCAACUACCUUCCAGCCGAAGAAACAGCUCAAGAUCUAGCCGAAGCUGUUUUGGGAAGCUCCAAGAAUCAGAUAGUAGCUAUUGAAAUUGGAAAAGUAGAAAAUGGUAAUACGGUAUGGAACGUUGAUAUCGACGGAGAGAACAGAGCUGUAGUGAAGAAAACCGCACCAUUGUUUUCGAAACCUGCCUUUUUCGGUGGAUCAAGCAAUGCUUUGACCGUACCUACAGCAUCUACAUCGAGCAAUGGAGCAGUCCAGACAAGAAGCCAAUCGAAGCAGGAUAGAAAAGGAAAGGGAUUAGUAGGACUACAAAAUCUUGGAAAUACCUGUUUUAUGAAUAGUGCUGUGCAGUGUUUGAGUAAUACCCAGGAGCUCAGCGAGUAUUUCUUGUCUGGUGUAUAUACCGAGGAACUGAAUCGUGAUAACCCCCUCGGUAUGCACGGUAAGAUUGCAGAAGCCUUUGGUGAAGUCAUUGAGAACCUCUGGAGUAUACCCUCAUCAUCAUACCACUCAUACUCCCCUCGUACCCUCAAAUUCACUACCUCAAGAUUCGCACCUCAAUUCGCAGGGUACGGUCAACACGAUACCCAAGAAUUCAUCGCUUUCUUGCUUGACGGGCUACACGAAGACUUAAAUAGAAUCAUUAAGAAACCGUAUAUCGAGAAACCCGAUUGGAAAGCUGGAGGCGGUGAUAAAGAACUUGCUGAAUUGGGUAAAGAGUGCUGGGAUGGGUACAAGAAGAGAAACGAUAGUGUUAUCGUUGAUCUUUUCCAGGGUCAAUUGCAAAGUACCUUGGUCUGUCCAGAGUGUCAUAAGGAAUCGAUCACGAUGGAUCCAUUUAUGUAUCUAACCGUACCCCUUCCUAUCGCUCAACAUCGACAUAUGAAGAUGAUAUAUGUUCCUCGGGAUGUCGACAAGCCUCCAGUCUUGGUCAAACUUCUUAUUCCUCAAAAUGCCUCCUUCGCUCAAGUCAAAGAGCGACUUGCUGCGUUGACAGGCAGUAAAGCCUCGCAUCUCCUCGGAUUCGAUCUGUGGCAUGGCCGGCCAUACAAUUUCUGGAUCGACGCUGACCACAAUGGUGAAGCCAAAGACCACGAUGUCAUAAUCUUCUAUGAGCUCGACGCACCUGUCUCCGCGACCAGAAGAUCAGUCGGUACUGUCCCGACUGACGAGACAGUGACAGUACCGGUAUAUACAUUCAAGAGCAACGAAAAUCGAUCUCGUUAUGGUAACAAUUACCCUUCUGACAAUCACGCCAAACCAUUCUUUAUCACCCUCUCCAAAUCCGAUGCUUCCGAUCCUGCCGCUGUCCGAGAGAAGGUCAUGCAAGGUUAUACUCGAUUUGUCAAGCCAGAGCUCAAAGACAAGUUAUAUGUCCAUGCUUCAAGCUCAAAGGCUGUCGUUGCCACUCCCAACACGCCGAAACAAGAGGAAGAUUCGUUACCAGUCACCGAAAUCCACUUGAACGGUGACCAAACCACUGUCAUCGAGGUCACGCCGAAUGAAGAAGAAGCUACUAUGGAUGUUGACUUGCCAAAUGCUUCCUCCAACCCCUCUGGCCUUCAUGCAAGCCCCUCUACGACCUCACUCGUCAGUCAAGGUUCGACCUCUGGAAGAUCCCUUGCUGGCUCAAUUUCGGGCAAACUUGUACCCCGAGCGGAUCUAUUCAAGGUAUAUGUCUCGGAACCUGCCAGUGAACCGAUGUUCAAUUCCUUUAAGACCAAAGAGAAGAUCAAUGUACACCGAAUAUAUAGUAAAGAUCCCAAUGAAGCCUCUUCAAGCUGGUCGUUACUUGAGUCCCGGAGGAAGCCCAAGAAAGCUUUGUUCAAGCGAAUGACAGCUGGGAUCAACUCCAUUGUAUCUCCCUCGUAUACCUCUGAAGAUGAAGGCAAUCUCUCUGAUUCUUCCACCUCACAUUCACAUUCUCAUGCGCACAGUGGUCAACCUGUCGUCCGACCGGGCGAAGGCAUUUUCUGUGAAUGGUCUGCUGAGGCUUUCCAUGAUUGGCUCGACGAAGAUAUAAUGGGUGAUGAGAUCGUCGAUCCGGCUAUAGAGAAGGAAGUGGCAAAGAAGAAAGAGGGCAGGAAGAUUACUAUUGAAGAUUGUUUAGACGAGUUUUCGAAAGAAGAGACGUUGGGUGAAGAUGAUCUAUGGUAUUGUCCAGUUUGUAAGAAGCACCAAGCCGCUACUAAGAAGUUGGAGAUUUACAAAGCACCUGAUAUCUUGGUUAUCUGUAUCAAACGAUUUGGAUCUUCUCGAAGAAUGGGAGAUAAACUGGAUAAUAUGGUGAACUUCCCUGUUGACGGAUUAGAUCUCGGUGAGAGGAUUGGAGAGAGGAAGGUAGCUCAGAGCUUGAAAAUGAAUGGAACGAAUUUGGAGGAAUUGGGAAUGGAGGAACAUGAAGAUGAAGAGAUGAUAUAUGACCUAUAUGCCGUGGACAAUCAUUUCGGUGGUAUGGGAGGUGGACACUAUACUGCCUUCUGUAGGAAUAAGGUGGAUGGACAAUGGUACAAUUACGAUGACUCGAGAGUAUCGAAGGCGGAUGUCGAUGCUGUCCAGAGUCGAGCCGCGUACUUGCUGUUCUACCGUCGAAGGACCAAGAGACCUAUCGGUGGCAUAUCGAGGAUCAAAGCGGAGGAAGCGUCUCGCGCAGCCACACCUCUUCAGCCCUCUUCACCCGUCAUCGAACCUGCCCCCUCCAGCACAUUACAAGGAGAUAUCUCAUCACCAUCAUCGUCAAAAUCCGAUGAAUUGCCUGCAUAUUCAGACAUAGAUGAUGACGACGGCAAUAUGCCAUCUACACCUGUCGUGCCCUCUGCCCAAGUGAGCGACGAUGAAGACAUGACAGAUUCGAUUGACCCUUCGGUGAAAACGGAAUCGGAGCGGGAAACGAACAUAGACUUGGGUCAGGUAGGACAAAGUGUAGGUUAUGGGAACAACGCUUGGGGUGUAUCAUCUACAGAUCCAGGUAUCAAACAUACUUUUGGUCAGAACCUAUUCCCAAAUACGUCUCCGUCGUCUCAAUCUGACGCCGGUACUGGUACACCCACAUUGGACGGGGACACCGAUGUGGAGAAGGAAGGAGAACCUAUCAUGCCUGGUGGGAAUGAGGUCAUAGGUGGUAAGGACAAGUAG
This is a messenger RNA of Kwoniella botswanensis, 4173 nucleotides long. RefSeq lists its product as uncharacterized. NCBI's taxonomy places the organism in Eukaryota, Fungi, Basidiomycota, Tremellomycetes, Tremellales, Cryptococcaceae. Gene Ontology annotation, molecular function: cysteine-type deubiquitinase activity. The coding region runs from base 1 to 4173 and encodes 1390 amino acids. The record is from RefSeq and is a predicted model, not a curated record. Gene Ontology annotation, biological process: protein deubiquitination. The transcript has 11 exons.